AUGUCGAAAGAUUUAGAUCCAACUGGUGGUAUGUUCAGUGGACCAAAAGAUACAAUGGUGGAAAAGAUUAAAGGACCUGGUAAACCAGAUUCUCAAACAUCUGCUCCACCAGGUGCUAAAACUGAUAUCAUCAAUCCACAACAACCACCUGAACCGAAUCGCGAUCAUGCACCAAAGAUUGACUUUCAAAGAGAGUCAUUACCAGGACAAGGACCGCAAACGGGUGGUUUACUUUGA
Messenger RNA from Adineta ricciae, 237 nucleotides. The record is from the annotation of a GenBank genome assembly. NCBI's taxonomy places the organism in Eukaryota, Metazoa, Rotifera, Eurotatoria, Adinetida, Adinetidae.